Messenger RNA from Petromyzon marinus (sea lamprey), 1233 nucleotides. NCBI's taxonomy places the organism in Eukaryota, Metazoa, Chordata, Hyperoartia, Petromyzontiformes, Petromyzontidae. The record is from RefSeq and is a predicted model, not a curated record.
AUGCGGAUUUUGCUUGGGCUACCUGGGCUACGUGGGCUGCCUGGGCUGCCUGGGCUACGUGGGCUGCCUGGGCUACGUGGGCUGCCUGGGCUACGUGGGCUGCCUGGGCCACGUGAGCUGCCUAGGCUGCCUGGGCUGCCUGGGCUACGUGGGCUGCCUGGGCUACGUGGGCUGCCUGGGCUACCUGGGCUACCUGGGCUACGUGGGCUGCCUGGGCUACGUGGGCUGCCUGGGCUACCUGGGCUACGUGGGCUGCCUGGGCUACCUGGGCUACCUGGGCUACGUGGGCUGCCUGGGCUGCCUGGGCUACCUGGGCUGCCUGGGCUACGUGGGCUGCCUGGGCUACGUGGGCUGCUUGGGCUACGUGGGCUGCCUGGGCUACGUGGGCUGCCUGGGCUGCCUGGGCUACGUGGGCUGCCUGGGCUGCCUGGGCUACCUGGGCUACCUGGGCUACGUGGGCUACCUGGGCUGCCUGGGCUACGUGGGCUGCCUGGGCUACGUGGGCUGCUUGGGCUACGUGGGCUACCUGGGCUACCUGGGCUACGUGGGCUGCCUGGGCUGCCUGGGCUACGUGGGCUGCCUGGGCUGCCUGGGCUACCUGGGCUACCUGGGCUGCCUGGGCUACGUGGGCUGCCUGGGCUACGUGGGCUGCUUGGGCUACGUGGGCUACCUGGGCUACCUGGGCUACGUGGGCUACCUGGGCUGCCUGGGCUGCCUGGGCUACGUGGGCUGCCUGGGCUACGUGGGCUGCCUGGGCUAUGUGGGCUGCCUGGGCUACCUGGGCUACGUGGGCUGCCUGGGCUACGUGGGCUGCCUGGGCUACCUGGGCUACCUGGGCUACGUGGGCUGCCUGGGCUACGUGGGCUGCCUGGGCUACCUGGGCUGCCUGGGCUACGUGGGCUGCCUGGGCUACGUGGGCUGCCUGGGCUACCUGGGCUACGUGGGCUGCCUGGGCUACGUGGGCUGCCUGGGCUACGUGGGCUGCCUGGGCUACCUGGGCUACGUGGGCUGCCUGGGCUACGUGGGCUGCCUGGGCUACGUGGGCUGCCUGGGCUGCCUGGGCUACCUGGGCUACGUGGGCUGCCUGGGCUGCCUGGGCUACCUGGGCUACCUGGGCUACGUGCAUUACUUGGGCCGCCUGGGCUGCGCGGGCUUCCUGGGCUGUGUGAGCUGCUUUGUGGGCUGCGUGAAACCUGCUCAGUGCCGCACAGCCAAAUUAAACAAAAAGUAUGA